This is a messenger RNA of Loxodonta africana (African savanna elephant), 1619 nucleotides long. RefSeq names its product heart and neural crest derivatives expressed 1 (gene HAND1). The record is from RefSeq and is a predicted model, not a curated record. Gene Ontology annotation, biological process: heart development; regulation of transcription by RNA polymerase II. The transcript is spliced from 2 exons. Bases 144 to 806 code for a protein of 220 amino acids. Gene Ontology annotation, molecular function: protein dimerization activity; DNA-binding transcription factor activity, RNA polymerase II-specific; RNA polymerase II transcription regulatory region sequence-specific DNA binding. Lineage: Eukaryota; Metazoa; Chordata; Mammalia; Proboscidea; Elephantidae.
GGCAGGCUGCAAGUCCCAGGACUCCCCCAAAGCCGGCGCCCUCGAGAGCGCAGUUUCCGAGCCUGCGGGUAGCCCCGGCAGUCCCUGGGGCGCAUGGGGCGGCGCUAAUCGUUCUGGCGGCGCAGGCCAGGGGCCGCUCCAACAUGAACCUCGUGGGCAGCUACGCACAUCAUCACCAUCAUCAUCAUCACCAUCACCACCCGCACCCCGCGCACCCCAUGCUGCACGAGCCCUUCCUCUUCGGCCCGGCCUCGCGCUGUCACCAGGAGCGGCCUUACUUUCAGAGCUGGCUGCUGAGCCCAGCUGACGCUGCCCCGGACUUCCCCGCUGGGGGGCCACCGCCCACAGCCGCAGCAGCUGCCACCGCCUACGGCCCAGACGCCAGGCCCGGCCAGAGCCCCGGGCGGCUAGAGGCGCUCGGCGGCCGCCUGGGUCGACGGAAAGGCUCGGGACCCAAGAAGGAGCGGAGACGUACAGAGAGCAUCAACAGCGCCUUUGCUGAGCUGCGCGAGUGCAUCCCCAACGUGCCGGCAGACACCAAGCUUUCCAAGAUCAAGACUCUGCGCCUGGCCACCAGCUACAUCGCCUAUCUGAUGGACGUGCUGGCCAAGGACGCUCAGGCCGGCGACCCCGAGGCCUUCAAGGCUGAACUCAAGAAGGCCGACGGCGGCCGCGAGAGCAAGAGGAAAAGAGAGCUGCAGCAGCAGCACGAAGGCUUUCCUCCUGCUCUGGGCCCAGGCGAGAAGAGGAUUAAAGGGCGCACCGGCUGGCCGCAGCAAGUGUGGGCGCUGGAGUUAAACCAGUGAGCCGAGGCCCGCGCCAAGGACCCGGCCACGGCUGGUCGACCCCGGAGCCGGGGAGGAAAGGAAGGUAGCGGCGACUGCCAGACUCUGGGUCCCAGCGGCUUGUGGGGACGCAACCCGCUGAGCCUCUGCUGCGCUGGCACGUCGCUGGCUGCAACUACAUACUUGGAUCGCACGUGCAAUGUCAUUUGAAAUCGUUUUUAAUACAUAAAGAGAAAGAGAAAUAUAUAUAUACCCGCUUCCCUAACCAAGAGGGCCACCCUUGAAGGCACCAUGCAGGAGGGAGGGAUGGCGAGACCGAAGCACGCGAAGAUGCAUCCCUCUGACCCAUGUGGGGCGAAUUUAAAAUCCUCAAGGCCAGCCGCACCCCGCUGUUUGGCUCUCUUUCUCUCUCGUCUCCCUCUCUGCUUUGCCUCAAAACUCUCGGGCCCCUUCUUCCCUUAUUAAAAGGCAAUAAGAGGAAUCAAUAGUUUCUGCCCUGGAAAGAGAAUCAAACGCAAGAAGGGGGGAGGCCGCCUUUUUUUUUGUUGUUGUUCUCCCUCAAACUGGUGUUUUUAUUUUGUUUUUGUCUCUGCACUUCCUACUUAGUUCCAAGGGAAACGCUUUUUUUUUCUUUUUUCUUUUGUAAAUAAAAACUUUCCCCCUUGUUGGAAAGUUUUUAUGUAUUUAAACUACCUAUCGUGCCUGCUGCGCUCAGGUGUUUGUUUAUCGCCCCGUCCCUACCCUUUUUCUACCUCAAAUCUGUAUGACCACUCACUGCCCCUCCCUUGAUCAAAGCAGCAUCUAUGCUCUUGACUAAUAAAAUGUUUUCUGAAA